Molecule: messenger RNA, 3027 nt
Organism: Dipodomys spectabilis (banner-tailed kangaroo rat)
Lineage: Eukaryota; Metazoa; Chordata; Mammalia; Rodentia; Heteromyidae
Gene: Cfap69
Product: cilia and flagella associated protein 69
Exons: 23
Coding region: 169-2994 (941 amino acids)
Biological process (GO): olfactory behavior; response to odorant; positive regulation of flagellated sperm motility
Cellular component (GO): sperm midpiece; non-motile cilium
Source: RefSeq, a predicted model, not a curated record
UGCGCUAUGCCGGCUGCUGCGCGGGGUUCGCGCCCACCGCCAGAUUCUCGGGACCUUUGGCGACUCUAGCAGCUGUCAGGCCGCCUUUCCUAUUCCGUAGGAGCCUCCCGGAGUCCAGCGGCUGCAGACACAGUGAAGGACCAGAAGCCUCCCCAGCCCGCCCCAGCCAUGCUCUCCGCGGAGGCCGCGGGCCCGGCCGAGGCCCCGGGUCGUGGCGUCCGGAGCAAGUCCAUCAGUCCCCGCCAGAUCCCGGUGAUCGGGGUGGUGACCGAGGAUGAGGAGAUGCAGAGUGUUUUCAAGCCUAUGGACCUUCAUCGUAUCAUCACAAUACUUGAAGAGAAAGACAAGGAUGAUUUAGAAGAAAAACAACUUAAAUAUGUCAAGAAAAUGGUACAAUAUUAUCAAAAUGGACUUCCCUUAAGGGAGUUAACACAGAUAUUUAAGAUUCUGAAUCUGUGUGCAAUAAAAGUUGAAAACCAGCCACGUUUUAUAGAAUCUGUAUAUGAGAUCCUAAAACUGUGUGGCUUGCCCUUUUUGAAAAAAAAAGCAUCAGAUGAAAUAACUUACGCUGAAGAUACUGCUAAUUCACUUGCACUUCUGGGUGAAUUAAUGAAAAUACCAAGUUCUGAACUGAGGAUACAUAUUUGUAAGUGUAUUAUUGACUUCUAUCAUGCAGAGCCUCCAAAGAAGCAUAUUCCAGGUUACCAGCAAGUUAGUUCAUCAUACAAGAUCAAAAUGGCUGAGGUUGGAGGACUGGCUAGAACAAUGGUCCAGUCAAUGAUCUUGCUUGAAAAUCAACUGGUUGAGAAACUUUGGGUGCUUAAAGUUCUGCAGCAUCUCUCAACAUCUGAAGUUAAUUGUGCCUCAAUGUUAAAAGCACAAGCAGCAAGCAGAAUCUGUGCUCACCUCAAUGACCCUGAUCCCUCUGGACAGCUUCUGUUCCGUUCAUCAGAAAUACUUUGGAAUUUAUUGGAAAAGUCUUCAAAGGAGGAAAUCAUACAACAGCUUAGUAACUUGGAAUGUUUGCUGGCUUUGAAGGAAGCAUUUAAAAAUUUGUUCGUGAGAGGUUUUACUCAUUAUGAUCAUCAACUUAGAAAUGACCUAUUAGUGAUCACAACAAUUAUAGCUCAAAACCCUGGAGCACCAAUGAUUGAAUGUGGCUUUACCAGGGAUUUGAUACUAUUUGCAACCUUUAAUGAAGUUAAAAGUCAAAAUCCUUUGGUAAAAGGUCUUAAGCUUUCUAAUACCUAUGAAGAUUUUGAGUUGAAGAAAUUACUAUUCAAUAUAAUUGUGAUCUUAUGUAAAGAUUUACCUACUGUACAGCUGUUAAUUGAUGGCAAAGUUGUUUUGGCUUUGUUCACUUAUGUUAAGAAACCUGAGAAACAGAAAAUAGUUGAGUGGUCUCUGGCACAGCAUGAAGAAUUACAGCUACAUGCAAUUGCCACCUUGUCUUCUGUGGCGCCCUUGUUAAUAGAGGACUAUAUGUCAUGCCAGGGAAAUGCUCGAAUCCUGGCAUUUCUGGAAUGGUGUGAGAAUCAAGAUCCUUUCUUCAGCCAUGGUAAUAGUUUUCAUGGCACAGGUGGCCGUGGCAAUAAGUUUGCCCAGAUGCGUUACACAUUAAGACUUCUGAGAGCCAUGGUCUCUCUUGAGGAUGAGAAUAUAAACACAGAUCUUUGUGAAAAGGAAACAAUUCAACAACUGAUAGGAAUCUUCAAAAAUACAAUAAAGGAUCCCAAUGAAAAGGAAGAGGCCAUUGUUUUAGAAAUCCAAUCUGAUAUAUUACUUAUUUUAUCUGGCCUUUGUGAGUAUCAUAUUCAAAGGAAGGAAAUUUUUGGAACUGAAGGGGUGAAUAUAAUUCUCCAUGUAAUGAAAACUGACCCCAAGAAGUUACAGAGUGGAUUGGGUUAUAAUGUGCUUCUUUUUAGUACAUUGGACAGCAUUUGGUGCUGUAUUUUGGGAUGUUAUCCCUCAGAGGAUUAUUUUCUUGAAAAGGAAGGCAUUUUUCUCCUUUUGGAUAUAUUGGCAUUGAACCAAAAGAAGUUCUGCAAUUUAAUACUUGGAAUAAUGGUUGAAUUUUGUGAUAAUCCCAAAACUGCAGCUCAUAUCAAUGCCUGGAGAGGGAAAAAGGAUCAGACAGCUGCUAGUCUUUUAAUUAAAUUGUGGAGAAAAGAAGAAAAAGAACUAGGAGUAAAACGGGACAAAAAUGGGAAGAUUGUUGAUACAAAGAACCCUCUAUUUACUAGUUUUCAAGAAGAGCAAAAAAUCAUUCCACUGCCUGCUAACUGCCCAUCCAUUGCAGUUAUGGAUGUUGCUGAGAAUAUCAGAGCAAAAAUUUACGCAGUUUUGGGCAAACUAGAUUUUGAAAAUUUACCUGGUCUAUCUGCUGAAGAUUUUGUCACCCUCUGUAUCAUACACAGAUAUCUUGAUUUUAAAGUUGGAGAAAUAUGGAAUGAAAUAUACGAAGAAAUAAAAUUGGAAAAGUUAAGUCCAGUCACUUCAGAUAGAACAAUUUUGGAAUCUAUUAUAACAGCAUCACAAAAUAUUGGAAAGAUGGUUGUUUCUUUGCAAAGUGAAAUGAUUGAAAGCCAAAUACGCCAAGAUAUGCAAAAUGAACAAAAAGUGUAUUCAAAAAUACAAGGAACAAACAAGCAAAGAGAACUGGCUAAUAAGUCAUGGGAAAAUUUCUUGGCUAGAACAUCUAAUAUUAAAACACUAAAGAAAGCAAAGAAGCUUCAAGAAAAGGCUAUAGAAUCUUCCAAAUACAAUGAACGACCACAUAAUGCAGUAUGUCACCGAACAGUUAUUAAAGGCCUUAACACAACGGUAUCCUCUGGUCCGGUAGUAACAGUGGAAAGCACGCCUGUCCGUUUAUUGGGAGGCCCUCUAGCUGAUACAGAUAUUGCUCUUAAAAAGCUCCCUGUUCGAGGAGGAGCCUUGCAGAAGGUGAAAACAGUCAAAAUUCUGAAUGAGCCAAAAAAGAGUAUUCCUACCUAAGAAGAGACACUAGAGGCCUUUUGAAAUAAAUUC